GAAAUUUCUCACUAUUCCUUACAUUUCUAGGAUCGAGUGGAGAAAGCCGAGGACAGCCGUCACUAUGUGAACGAACUAGUAAGGAUGGUUUCUCAGGCGUCCAAUGUGAGCGUGCACCUAAACCCGCACAGCGGCAUGACGUCUCCGCGCUAGUAAACAACAACUCCUCCAACGGUUCACAUCCAGAGAUUGGUGGACAUGUCACAAAAGUAUUUCGGUUAUCACACCAUAGAGCCUCGGCGAUGGCGGUGCGAUCGCACUGCUACAUAUACCGACUGUUGCCCUCUCAUUGACAUUCCAAAGAGUCUCCCAGCUAUCUCAUCCUAGCCUUGAACUGCCUACCACACAUAUUUCUCCCUAGGAUUAAUAUAGAAAUGGCGCACAGUGCGAAUUUCUCAGACACCCCCCCUGCCAGGUAUGACAUCCUUAUAAUAGGAGCUGGCUUUUCGGGAAUCUUUAUGUUAUAUCACCUUCGCAAACUAGGCUAUUCAUGCCGGAUCUACGAAACAGGGACAGAACUGGGAGGGACGUGGGCAAAUCAUAUCUAUCCAGGUGUGAGGGUCGACUCGGAAAGCUGGAUUUAUCAGCUGUCUAUGCCGGAGGUUUGGGAGGACUGGUCUUGGAACGAGGUUUACCCCUCCGGCCAGGAGCUGCGUCGGUAUUUUGCCCAUGUCGAUAAGAAGCUCCAUAUCAAGAAAGAUGUGGACUUCCGAGCCAAGGUAGUGAAGGCACAUUUCGUACGAGAAAAGAGCUGUUGGCGCACCGAAACGGAGGAUGGUCGAGUCACUGAAUCCCAAUUUCUUCUAACAUGUACAGGACUUGCAUCAAAGGGCUACACGCCUGCUUUCCCUGGGAUGGAGGAUUUCAAGGGCGGGAUCUAUCACUCCGAAUACUGGCCAGAGGAGAGCGUUAAUAUCCAAGGAAAGAAGGUGGCAGUGAUAGGCACGGGCUCAGCAGGGAUUCAGAUCAUCCAAGAAUGGGCUAAAGAAGCAGGCACUUUGACGGUCUUUCAGAGAACACCCAACCUGGCUUUGCCCAUGCGACAGCUUCAACUUCCCCAAGAGCAAGAGGUCAUCAGGUCCAUGUAUCCACACGUCUUUCGGGACCGUGGUAAUACCUUCGCGGGAUAUGUAGCAACACAGGUACACAAACGGACGUUUGACGUUUCACCCGCGGAGCGUGAGGCUUUAUAUGAACAUGCAUGGAAAAAGGGCGGUUUUCAUUUUAUGAUUGGAACCUUUAUCGAUAAUAUGACCGACCUGAAAGCAAACCGUGCCUUGUAUGACUUCUGGGCUCGAAAGACGCGUUCGAGAAUCCACGACCCUAGAAAGCGGGACCUCCUAGCACCAUUAGAUCCACCACAUCCCAUUGGAGCGAAACGAUUGUCACUGGAAUUGAAUUACUACAAAGUAUUCAACCAGCCGAAUAUCCAUAUAGUCAAUGUGCGUGAGGAGAAAAUUGUUGAAUUCCGGCCCCAUGGUAUUGUAACGAGCAGUGGAGCAUACCAUGAGCUUGACGCGGUCGCAUUAGCAACGGGGUUUGAUGGUUUGACGGGGAGCUUGACAAACUUGGGUCUCCAUAACACGGAGGGCAUAUCCUUGAAGGAAGAAUGGAAUUAUGGAGCAAAAACAUACUUGGGCUUGACGCUUAGCGGAUACCCCAAUCUGUUCUACAUGUGCGGAGUACAUGGACCGAGCGCGCUUAGCAAUUUACCCUCGAUUAUGGAAGUGCAGGGCCAAAUUAUCAUCGAUACAAUCCAGAGAAUGCGGGCCAAUCGACUAGCAUCUAUCGAGGCUACACCAGAGGCAGCAGACUCAUGGACGAAAUGGGCGGAUGAAAUCGCUAACGCGACACUGUUUACUCGGGCGGACUCUUGGUAUAUGGGCGCCAAUAUACCGGGGAAGAAGCGGCAGAUGCUUAAUUUUUGUGGUGGGAUACCGGCAUACAAACAGGCUUGUACAGAGGCUCUGGAGAAUUGGAAGGGGUUCAAGACUGUACAGAUGGCGAAUCUCUGAAGAAAUUUGGGAAGACUUCAUGCGGAUUUCUUGGCGAGUGAACAUGAGAUCAACUGUCUUCCGCGAGUCAGCCCAGACUGUCAACCCUUCUCCGAACUCAAUGAAAGUACAAGUGGCAGAUCUUGGUCUCCCCAGGAAAUACAGAAAAUCUAGUCUUGCCCUUGUUGGGAGACGGGGAACUCUCCCGGGAAACUUUCUAUUGGGGGAUUAGCAAUAAGAUGGUACCAACCAAAGACAUAUACCCUGUUAAUCAUCGAUCGGAUGGAUAGAUGUCACAGGCCAGGAAAGCUGUUUCCUCGGAGGAUGGAUUGGUGAGGCAUUUCCAGAACCAAAUGGGCUAGGAACAAUGCAUUGAUUCACAUUCGGCUGACUCGCACGAUCUCCAUUUGUAUGAUAGACUGCUAGUCGAAAUAAUCGGCUAACUAGCUACAUAAGAGUUCCAC
Aspergillus neoniger CBS 115656 is the source of this 2458-nucleotide messenger RNA. RefSeq names its product flavin-containing monooxygenase. The record is from RefSeq and is a predicted model, not a curated record. Lineage: Eukaryota; Fungi; Ascomycota; Eurotiomycetes; Eurotiales; Aspergillaceae. Gene Ontology annotation, molecular function: flavin adenine dinucleotide binding; NADP binding; N,N-dimethylaniline monooxygenase activity. The transcript has a single exon. Bases 375 to 2015 code for a protein of 546 amino acids.